GAGCAGAGCUAUAGCCUCUUCCUUUUUAUCCCCACUUCCCUAAUAAUGCUAGUGGUUCUUGUCUCUCUUGUCUCUGUUCUCCACUACCGUCCAAAAGCUUCAGCAUGUUAGCAGCUAAGUGAGGAAAAAAAAGGUCAAAGAACCCUCGGGGCAGGAAGCUCUAGCAUGGGGAGAGAUGACGGACAAGGAAGCUAACCAGGAAACGCCCCCAUCUCUCCUCCCCAACAGCGGCACCGUCAAGUUGGAAGAGUCCCCUAGGCAAUCAGCCACCGCUGGCGGCGGCGAUAGGCUGAAGAGGGAUGAGUGGAGCGAAGGAGCGGUUUCGAGCCUCCUCGAGGCCUACGAAUCCAAAUGGGCGCUCAGGAAUAGGGCCAAGCUCAAGGGUCACGACUGGGAGGAUGUGGCGCGCUUCGUCUCGUCCCGGGCCAGCUGCACCAAGUCGCCCAAGACUCAGACGCAAUGCAAGAACAAGAUCGAGUCCAUGAAGAAGAGGUACCGGACGGAGUCCGCCGCCGCCGACGCGUCCUCCUGGCCGUUGUAUCCGCGUCUCGAUAUGCUCCUGCGCGGCACCGCGCCGCCCCAGCCGCCUUUGCCCCCGCCGCCGCUUUCUCAGCCGCCGGCCUCUAACCCACCGCCUUUCAUAUUGCUAGAGCCGUCCUCUGCUGCGGCCGUGCCGCAGCUGCUGCCGAUUUCGGGUCCUCCUCCGCCGCCGCCGCCCUGUAAUGCCCAGAAUUCUCAUGGAUCCAAUGGAGUAGACAAGUUGCCCAAGGAAGAUGGAGCGGGAACCAAAUUAUCAGAUCAACUAUCUGACAAGAAUCCAGUGGAGACAGAUAGCAGCACACCGGCCCUUUACAGCGAUAAGCAAAAGUCGUCGAGGUCGAAGAAACAUAAGAUGGCGAGGAAGGCAGAAAAGAACAAAAAGAGGCGAAUGAGAGAAGAGUACGGGAUUGCCGAGAGCAUCCGGUGGUUGGCGGAAGCUAUCAUGAGAUCCGAGCAAUCGAGGAUGGAGACGAUGAAGGAGUUGGAGAAAAUGAGGAUCGAGGCCGAGGCGAGGCGAGGCGAGAUGGAUCUCAAAAGAACCGAGAUCAUCGCGAGUACCCAGUUGGAAAUCGCGAAGCUCUUUGCCGGGAGCAACAAAGGGAUCGAUUCUUCCCUAAGAAUUGGUAGGAACUAAGGUGGACUAUGUGAAGCUUGUGAUGAUAAUUAUGAUUGUGUUAUGGUAAUGUAUGUAAAGAUCACCUAGACUCUUGUGUACUAACACCGUGAAAAUGGCAAGGAGGACUGGAAGAUGAGGGCCUAAAUCUCAGCAUCGUACCUCUCUUUCGGUGUAAGAAAA
Rhodamnia argentea is the source of this 1336-nucleotide messenger RNA. Its product is annotated as trihelix transcription factor ASIL2. The transcript has 2 exons. The record is from RefSeq and is a predicted model, not a curated record. NCBI's taxonomy places the organism in Eukaryota, Viridiplantae, Streptophyta, Magnoliopsida, Myrtales, Myrtaceae. Bases 176 to 1174 code for a protein of 332 amino acids. Gene Ontology annotation, cellular component: nucleus. Gene Ontology annotation, molecular function: transcription cis-regulatory region binding.